Nicrophorus vespilloides is the source of this 2246-nucleotide messenger RNA. RefSeq names its product dystrophin-like. Bases 316 to 2052 code for a protein of 578 amino acids. The transcript is spliced from 6 exons. Gene Ontology annotation, cellular component: plasma membrane. NCBI's taxonomy places the organism in Eukaryota, Metazoa, Arthropoda, Insecta, Coleoptera, Silphidae. Gene Ontology annotation, molecular function: zinc ion binding; protein binding. The record is from RefSeq and is a predicted model, not a curated record. Gene Ontology annotation, biological process: synaptic signaling.
UUGUUGCUUUGAUUUUUCAAAUAUUUUGUUAUUACAUUCAUAAUUGUUAUCUUUGAUCCGUUGAAUCCACGUUAAUCUGGAUGAUUUAAAUCUAGAACUGUAAAAAACGACGAGUGAAACGAAGAAAUCAGUGCGAGAUUAUACUUUCCGGAAGGUUAUGUUUGCACCUGUUCUUCUACCUGUUGGUGAUGGCACUUGUUUUCGAGGGGGUGUGAACCGGUGUGUGAAAAAGGGCUUUGCUUGAAAUGUUAAUUUGCUUCUAAGCAAAUACGGUUUUUUUAGCGGUGCAUUAAGAUAAUAUUUAUUAAGAAAGUGAUGUCUUCGUCGUGGAGAAAAGUCGAGAAUGAAAAUGGUUUUCCCUUUUAUGUUAAUGAACUUGAUAAUACAAAGCAGUGGGAUAAUCCGAAAUAUACUGAAAUUCAGCAAAGAAUAGAUGAUUGUAAUUUCAUAAAAUAUGCUAAUUAUCGUGUCGCUUCAAAAAUCCAAGCCAUUCAACAAUCUUUGUAUUUAAAUGAAGUUUCACUGGUGAUUAUUAGUGGUGUGUUUGAGAAGCACAGGCUAGGUAUAACAGAAGGAACAUUAUGUUUGGAGAGCUGUGAUUUGGAAGCUGUGUUAUCUGACAUAUACUUUGCUACAAAGAACCAAAAUCAUUUAAACUUUGAUGUGGAUUUUAUAUGUGAAUUGGCACUUAACUUCUUCUACAACAUCUAUGACAAGGAGAGGAAAUUCAAUAUAGAUGUGACGUCAAUUAAGUUAGUGUUGGCUUUAAUGAGUGGCUGCCCAUUAUUGGAAUUGUAUAAAUUUAUUUUUAAUCUCUGCUGUGAUCACAACAACUGCGUCACUCGCAUGAAACUGCAAACGGUGAUGACGAAGAUGACAAAGUUGACCGAAUACCUGAACGAAAGUCUGAACUUUGGUACUCAAUUAGUAGCAUCGGCUGUCGAGCAUUGCUUCAACAGCACACCUGGAUUUGUCGGUGUUAACGAAUCCACCUUCAUUGGGUGGCUCGAGUCAACACCUGCAAUCUUAACCUGGCUUCCAAUUGUGCACCGACUGAAUGCCGCACAGAAUGUGUUCCACAAUGCGAAAUGUUCGGUGUGCAAGAUCUCGCCCAUCAAAGGGCUUAAAUACAGAUGCGGCAAAUGUUUCAGAUAUACCCAAUGCCAAAGGUGCUUUUUCCAGGGUCGCGUCAGCCAUACCCACAAGAUCUACCACUCCAUGAAGGAGUACUGUGGUCAGGCGAUCGAUCUGAAGAGGAGACUGUGCCAGUUCAUGGGAUGUCAUAAAUAUGACGACAGUAUAGUCGGCGUAGCCGAUGCUAAACUAUUCCGAGAUCUAGUCAAAGAUGAAGUCAAUAUGGAGCCGCAGGAACCGCCCCUGAAUCAAUUGCAGCUCAUCAUUAGACAACUUGAGAUGCAGAACAGAGACUUACAGCAAGUGCUGCUUCUUGGAAAUAGAACUGAAAAGGAUAUGAAACGUUAUUUAGAAGAGCAUAGGCUUCACGUCAGCACGCAAAUCUCCAAAUUGAAAGUUCUCAAAGAACAUUUAAACUCGAAACCAACACUUCCAUGCGUUACGAAUAGCCAAUUGGAAUCGACGCCGAUGCCGCAAAACGGAAGAUCAGGAAGCCGAGCUUUGAAAGAUUUGGAAUUUUUCAGUCCCAUAUCCAGUAAACCGGAGAUUAAAGAACCGGAAGCGAGACUUUCGAAAAUACCAUCCUUCAAUUUAGAUAAAUCAUGUAAAGAGUACAACAGCAGCAUGCCUUAUUCGAUAAAAGAUAUCAGCACGUGGAUAGGAGGCAACAAUCCAACGAACUCCGAUUGUUUAGCUGAGAAAUCACCACCCGUACAAACUGAUCUCGACGAUGCAUUGAUAAAAUUGCAACAAAUACUGGCCAACAACUUUUCUUUGGAUGAAUCAUUGGGAAAUGUUGAUAAUUUUCAAUUGAAGAAUGCUGUGACAGAAGUAGAAGGAAUGUUGUCUUCGAUAAUUGACAAUGUUGAAUGUAACAAACUCGGCACCAACGUCAUUGACAAUUUCGAUUUCAGUUGAAGUUCUUUUCUGUUCUCAAUCUUUUGUGCGCUUCGGUUAUAAGAUUAAAUACAACCAACGACUCUUAAGAUUCUAUGCUGCAAUAAUACAUUUUAUUUGUUUACUUUGGACCAAAUAUGCUUUAGUUUAUUUAGAGAGGAUUAUAGUUAUAUGGAAAUUCUAUGAAAAUAUAUUUUUUUAUAUAUAUAUAUAUA